AUGUUCUCACAGAAGAAGCCGUACUCGGCGGUAACCGUCAACGUUGAGAACCUCACCUCGGAGGGCUACAACGUCGACGAUCUCAGCGGCAUCCCCGACCUCGUCGAGGUCAUCAAGCUCCAGGCCUCGGGCCCCAGCGAGGCGGCCCGGGCCAUCCGCAAGAAGCUCAAGUACGGCAACGUUCACCGCCAGCUCCGCGCCCUCGUCAUCCUUGACGGCCUCAUCCAAAACGCCGGCUCGCGCUUCCAGCGUGCCUUUGCCGACGAGCCCUUGCUCGAGCGCCUCAGAGUCUGCGGCACCUCUGGCCUCUCGGACCCGGCCGUCAGGAGAAAGUGCACCGAACUGUUUCGGGAGUGGUCGCAGUACGCCUCUACUCCAGGCCUAGAGCGGGUCGCACGCCUUCACAAGGAACUCCCAAAGAGAAAAGUCGCCGUUACGCAGGAGAAAUCAAAGGUCAUCCGGGAGACGGAAAACCCUUUUGGAGACGAGGAGGAGGAAGAGGCAGCCGAGCGCGCCUCGCGACCACCCGUUGCCGGGCCCUCGUCCAGGCCAUGGCCCUCUCAACCCGCGCCAGCCGCCAGGGGGGGUGAAGGUUCGCUCUAUGACAAGAAGAAGAAGAAGAAGGACAAGGACAAGGACAAGAGCAAAGGAAAGCGAGGGCCAUUCAACCUCGAGGCUGAAAAAGACAAGAUCAAGUCCAUCAUUGCCGAGUCGUCCAUUGAGUCGACAAACCUCAAGAACUCGCUCCAGAGCAUCAAUCGCGAGCGCCAGCGCAUCUCGAACAACAGAGAGGCCGUGCAGCAUUUUGAGGCCUGCAAGCAGCUCCGUCGGAGGAUCCUACGCUAUAUUCACCUCGUUGAAAGCGAGCAGUGGCUCGGCAGCCUGCUCCACGCCAACGACGAGCUUGUCCAUGCCCUCAUGUCGUUUGAGCAGCUGGACCAAUCCAUCGACGCCGACAGCGACUCGGACGACGAACUCGCCCAGCAAGCUCACAUGUACCGAAUGGCUGCCCUCAGGACCAAAGAUGACCAGGCCGCCCACCCGCUUCCAGGCACGCACGCCCCCGACCUCGCCGGCCUCUCCCUCGAACCGACGCCCAAGCCGGCCGUUCCCCCGAUCCCCCGCCCCCCGGACUCCAUCAUGAGAGCCGAAGAUGACGACGACGACGACCCCUUUAGCGAUGACAAUGUCGUGAGAACACCGAUGCACGAACGUGAAGAGCCGCGCUGGUAG
Hirsutella rhossiliensis is the source of this 1233-nucleotide messenger RNA. RefSeq names its product VHS domain-containing protein. Gene Ontology annotation, biological process: actin filament organization; endocytosis; actin cortical patch localization. NCBI's taxonomy places the organism in Eukaryota, Fungi, Ascomycota, Sordariomycetes, Hypocreales, Ophiocordycipitaceae. The record is from RefSeq and is a predicted model, not a curated record. The coding region runs from base 1 to 1233 and encodes 410 amino acids. Gene Ontology annotation, molecular function: phosphatidylinositol binding; ubiquitin binding. Gene Ontology annotation, cellular component: actin cortical patch. The transcript has 6 exons.